Dreissena polymorpha is the source of this 1930-nucleotide messenger RNA. RefSeq names its product 28S ribosomal protein S27, mitochondrial-like. The coding region runs from base 55 to 1482 and encodes 475 amino acids. Lineage: Eukaryota; Metazoa; Mollusca; Bivalvia; Myida; Dreissenidae. The record is from RefSeq and is a predicted model, not a curated record. The transcript is spliced from 10 exons. Gene Ontology annotation, cellular component: mitochondrion.
UUUUCUUAUCCCGUUAUGACCUAUUACCAACACUGAAAACAACAACAACUUAAAAUGGCGGCACCCAUGAUGAAAACAUUGAGGUCAUUAAGAAAUCUUUACUGUCGACAUUUAAGAGAUGUACGAAGGACUUACCUGUCAGACUCCUAUUCUUGUGAUGAGGCAUGGAAAAAACGUCUGGACAAAUCCUAUAUUGAGAAAUUAGAUGCAAAACUUUUUGGGAUAGAGUUAUGGACCAAGUCAGAUACAACUCAUUUAGUCAAGAGACUUGACAUGAAUCUAUUUGCCACUAAGCUUCAUACACUCAGUAAUGAGGAUGAGUACAUAGCCAAAGAAAUUAUAUACAGGUUCCGUCACAGCCAGUCCUCGUUCCCCAUACAAGACUCCAUUGGCCACGCCAUUGUACGGAGCUACAUAAAGGCAGGAUGGGCCAAGGAACUUCUCCAGAUGAUUAAAGACAAGGAUAGGUAUGGAAUUUUCCCAGACUUCCAAGCCAUGUGCAUGUUGCUAGACUACCUUCUCACUGAAAACAAGUAUGCAGAGGCAGCCAGCCUGGCCUAUGAGGUGAUGCUACAGGAGGACUUCUCACACACGCUGACUAACCUGUUGUCACUGAUAGCUGUUGUGAAGCACUUCACACGCACGUGCACCUUCCAACGGUACGAGCGACCGGCCAUCAAUACUGAUGAGGAACCACAGUAUGUCGCAGUAACAAUCAUCACAAACCCACAUUAUGAUGAUCAUUUCGAUAUCAAAGAUGAACGCUUACUGCUGGGUAAAACCAUGUACUAUCUUGGGAAAGAAACCCAGGGCCUUCCCAAAACUUUGUCCAGAACUCUGCAGCUGAUUGGUCUAGGGCUUUAUGAAAAAUUUGAAUUAGCCAAUCAAAUUUUAGAGUCUUGGCUUCAGGAGGAUUCUGCAGAUGGUGUGAUCCAUGAAUUUGCACUUCAGAAGUACAGUGAGUAUUUGGAGGAGGCGCCAACCAGAGACCCCAAUAAACCUCCAGUGAAGAUGGGUGAAAAGACCCUUGAUGACGAAAUUGAAUUGCUUAGGCUUACACCAGAUGAAAAGGCCAGCUGUAUUGAGAAACUGAAUGCUUUAAAGUCCCAGCUUGUUUCAAACAAGAAACUCAUCGGUGAGUUCAACCUGGAGAACGCCGUGGAAGAAUUCAUAUGGCAACAAGACCUUCCAAAACUGGAGCAGGAGGAUUCAAAAGUUCUCGAGAGCAAUUAUCAGAGGUGGGCAGAAGAGGUCGACAAUCGCCUGAAGAUGUAUGUAGUGGAGGAGAAGACGAGAAAGGUCGAAGAGGAGAUUCAGAAGAAGCUGGAGGCUUUGCAAGAGCGAGAGGAGUUGCUGACGUACUUUGACCACCUGAAGGAGAUAAGGUUCUACCAGAAGUCCAAGGAAAAGGAGGUGAAGAAGAAGGAAGUGGAGGAGGAUUAUGUGGCAGCCCCUGGAGAGAGGAACGUGAAGAAGAAAUAAGACAAAUCGGGAGAAACAAAUUGUGUAUAAACAAAAAUGGCUUGUUUUAAGUGCACAAAUUAUAGUCAAAGAAUAUUAUAUAUCAGCCUUGCUCAGGAAAAAACGGGCUGUAUGCAUGUUCCAUCAAGCGUCAUACCAGAUUAGCCUGUGUAGUCCCCACAGGUUGAUCAGGGUGGACACUUUCUGGUUUAUUUAAUUUUUUGUUUAGAGGAAGUCUCUUAUCAGUAAAACUCCAGUCAAGUCGGAAUGAUUCUUCGCAGAGUAGCCUGUGUGAACUGCACAGGCUAAUGUGUGACAACACUUUGUGCACAUGCUUUAAACCGCUUUUCCUCGUGUGCAAGGAAAAUUGGCCGUGUAAGUGCACACAUUAUUGUCGAAGCAAAUUAUAUAUGUGAAAAUCUUGAAGAAAUUAUUUAUGGAAUUCUAAUAAAAUUUGUAUAAACAAAAA